Penicillium canescens is the source of this 1605-nucleotide messenger RNA. RefSeq names its product aminotransferase-like domain-containing protein. The coding region runs from base 1 to 1605 and encodes 534 amino acids. The transcript is spliced from 4 exons. NCBI's taxonomy places the organism in Eukaryota, Fungi, Ascomycota, Eurotiomycetes, Eurotiales, Aspergillaceae. Gene Ontology annotation, biological process: L-tyrosine biosynthetic process; aromatic amino acid catabolic process. The record is from RefSeq and is a predicted model, not a curated record. Gene Ontology annotation, molecular function: aromatic-amino-acid:2-oxoglutarate transaminase activity; pyridoxal phosphate binding; L-2-aminoadipate:2-oxoglutarate transaminase activity.
AUGCCUUCUUUUGCGACCCACCCUAAUGACACAGAAGCCAUGGAAAAGCGGAAGUUCUUGAACAGCAUCCAGGAAAGAAGAACUGAAGCCGGGAAACUUGUUGCUGGUGUAGCUGCUGUAUGCAACAGUGAGAACUUCAAGGCGCCGGCAUACAAUAAGCCAAACGCCAAAUGCUGGGACUCUCAUCUCAGCAAAGAGAGCCUGUCCCGGCCGCUAUGCAUUCUCAAACAGGCCGCUGGUUACAUCAACAAUCCCGACAUGGUCUCGCUCGGAGGUGGACUCCCAUCCAGCGAGUGCUUCCCAUUCUAUGACUGGAGUUUCCGUGUGCCCAUGCCACAGGACUUCCCCAGCAAGGAUUCAGCCUCGGCAGAUUGUCCCACGACUCAGACCGUCAGCAUCGGGAAGCAUGACGUGAAAGCUGGAAUAUCCGAGUAUGAUCUUUCCAUUGCCCUCAACUAUGGCCAGGCCACAGGUUCUCCUCAGAUGAUGCGGUUUAUCACCGAGCACACGGAGCUGGUGUACAACCCGCCCUAUGCCGAUUGGAAGGUCUGCCCGACAGUCGGAAGCACCGGUGCUCUUGAGCAGACUAUUCGUAUGCUUUGUGAUCGCGAGAGGGGUGACUCUAUCCUUACCGAAGAGUAUAGUUUUUCCACAGCGCUGGAAACCUUCCUCCCUCAAGGGAUUAAGCCGGUUGGUGUUCAAAUGGAUGAUGAAGGACUCCUUCCGGACAGCAUAGAUGAAAUUCUCAGUUCGUGGGAUGAGAAGGCACGUGGAUGUCGUAAACCGCAUAUUUUAUACACCAUUCCCUCGGGACAGAACCCAACCGGCGCGACUCAGAGUCUCCAGCGACGUCGUUCCGUCUAUGCCGUCUGUCAGAAACACGAUAUCUUCAUCAUCGAGGACGAGCCAUACUACUUCAUUCAAAUGCCUCCAUACCAAGGCAAGAAAAUUGAUGGUCCUGAAGUCUCCGAGGAUGUCGAAUCUUUCCUUGCCGGGCUUGUUCCGUCGUACCUAAGUCUCGAUGUUGAUGGCAGAGUGCUGCGCAUGGAUUCUUUCUCGAAGGUCCUGGUUCCGGGUUCGAGAUUGGGAUGGGUUACAGCGAGUGCGCAAAUAAUUGAGCGUUUCAUUCGGCAUGCCGAGGUUGCCAACCAGGGACCCAGUGGAGUUUCACAGAUCCUGCUAUGGAAAUUGCUCGACGAAACUUGGGGCCAUGAAGGCUAUCUGAAGUGGCUGAUUUCAUUGAAGAACAGCUAUACUAAGAAGAGAGAUAUGCUUCUUGCUGCUUGUGAUAAGUACUUGCCAAAAUCUGUUGUCAGUUGGAGUCCGCCUACAACAGGCAUGUUCCUCUGGCUGAAAUUAGAUCCGUUGCAGCACCCGGAAUAUCCCGGCCGCUCAAUCGAAGAAAUCGAAGGAGGAAUCUUCGAUCAAGCUAUCAAAAACAACGUCCUCUGUGCUCGUGGCACUUGGUUCCGUGCUGAGCCAAGCACGCCGUCACGAGGUAUGUUCUUCCGUGCAACAUACGCAAGUGCAACCGAGGAGGCUAUGGGCACUGCUAUCCAGCGAUUUGGCGAGGCGAUUCGCCAAUCUUACCACAUUGACCAAUGA